CGUCGACGCAGAGGCCGAGGUGCGCGCGGUGUGCCGCGGCCGCGCGGCGGCCGCUGCGCAGGAGGCCCCAAGCUCGGCGGCGGGGCCGCGGCCGCGGCAGGCGGAGGCGGGCGAAUUCACUAUCACGGAGCUGCGGCGCCGUCUACGGGGGGAGGAUGGCCUGCGCGGGCGCGGACGCCGCCGCCCUGCAGAUCGACCGCAUCGACGCGCAGGGCCUCUUCCACCGCUGGAACGCCGGGCAUCCCGAGAGGGCGAUCCGGCCCGGCGACCACGUCAUCGAGGUGAACGGCUGCCGCGGCCACGCGUCGGUCCUCACGGCGCAGCUGAAGCAGGCCAGGGUGCACCGCAUCGUCAUCCGCAGAUCGCCGGAGGCGCCCGCGGCGGAGGCCGCCGGCGGACCCCCGGCGCCGCAGGCGGGGGCGCGUGCCGCCGAUGAGGCCCCGCAGCCGGGGCCCCUGCAGGGCGAGUGGCGCGACAGGUGCGGCAAGGUGUGCACCAUCACUGGAACGACGCUGCGGUGGACCCACCCUACGGCUGGGGCGACGGCCACGAAGGUGGAGCUGAUGGGCGUCACCGUCCGCAUGGUGUUCCUUGGGCGGGUCCAGUGCGGAGUGCUGCAGGGCGACCAGAUAUGCUGGUCGAAAUCGGACAUCUGGUGGAAGGAGCGGCCGUGCAUUUAGGUGUGUGGCCUUUGGCGAUCGCAGGUCGCCCUUUACAGUGCAUGACGCCGCACAGCCAACCUUGUACGUUACCAUACAAUGUAAUAGUGGGGAUGGGGCUGUCCCGCCGUUGGCGGCUACUACUCUGCGUGCUCCAGCCCAAUGACACAGACUCUUCGCACAGCUGUCUGCAUCUUAGAGGAAUGGUGUUCGUUGGCGCCACGAUAUGGUCCACGCAUGGCCGGGCGGAGAUUAUGUUUCCGUUGGCGACCAGCCCCCUGCCGUGAAGGGGAAUUUUUCAUUUUGAUUGCUGCGCACGGCAGUGGGCAUCUUAGAAUAUUGGUGGCCGUUGGCGCCACGAUGUGGUCCACGCAUGGCCGGGCGGGGGCUGUCCCGCCGUUGGCGACCAUCACUGUGCAUGCUCCCGCCCAAGGACUUCUGACGCCCGCCUUUCUUCAACAUUCGGAAAGUUUGCGCCUCCCGAGGGGGGCGCGCAGCACG
Prorocentrum cordatum is the source of this 1160-nucleotide messenger RNA. Lineage: Eukaryota; Dinophyceae; Prorocentrales; Prorocentraceae. The record is from the annotation of a GenBank genome assembly.